Molecule: messenger RNA, 960 nt
Organism: Lachancea dasiensis
Lineage: Eukaryota; Fungi; Ascomycota; Saccharomycetes; Saccharomycetales; Saccharomycetaceae
Source: the annotation of a GenBank genome assembly
AUGUUAGACGCUACUGACAUGGGUACCGAGGCUGGCGCUCCAGAAUCUAUAAAAAAAGAGGAGCUUCUCGAGUGGGGCGUUGAUGAAGUCCUUACAUGGUGCGAACAGAAACUGGCUAUAGACGAAAAAGAACUCCCACAAAUACGAGAGCGUUUUUACCAAAACGCUAUCGAUGGGCCGUCUGUUCUGGAACUCGACUUAGACGAUUGCAAGCAACUCUUGAAUGAAGAUGCGCAGCUAGCAGUGAAAUUGAAGCUCGAAAUCAACAGGCUGAAACAUCAGGAGCACUCUCAAGAAGAGGACGUGCUGACGAUUCUUAACCAGCUUUAUUCUACGGUAAGUGAAAAACUGCAGGAUUUCCAGGGCCAGUACUCUCGUCUCAGACUUGAUGUGCUGGAAGUAGUCAAAAAGGAUUCCUAUACCUCACAGAUACAAAAUACCCAGAGCUCCAGUGCUCCGCUUCAGGGCAAUAGUCAUCAGCCGCAGCACGAUUAUUUCGAAGGCCAUCGCGUAGUCACGCCAGGUUCUCCUAACAACACGAUUGCUAUGCGUCAACCGCUGAACAGAUCAACAUCCAGUGCCACUUCGCAACAUUUUUCGGUAACUAACAAUGCUAGUACCCCUGCUGCUCUUCCCAAUACGCAAGCUUCCAGUGGUGCGGGAGCUCCGAGCGGUGUCUCUACCGAACCGCUGAAACAUAUGAGAGCUUCUAAGGAAGACUCUUGCGAACGAGUCUUGAAGAGCGCUAUGAAACGACAUGGCUUAAGCGAACAGGAUUGGCGGCAAUACGUCCUGGUUAUCUGUUACGGGGACCAAGAACGAAUGCUGGAAUUAGAGGAAAAGCCAGUACAUGUAUUUAAAGCCCUGAAAGAGCAGGGUUUGCAUCCUGCCAUCAUGCUCCGCCAGCGAGGAGACUUUGAAGAAGUCAAUGGCGGCUUGACCCCCGGUGGGCGAUUGUAG